AUGCAAAUCUUCGUCAAGACUCUCACUGGUAAGACUAUCACUCUUGAAGUCGAAUCCAACGACACCAUCGAGAACGUGAAGAGCAAGAUCCAAGACAAGGAAGGAAUCCCUCCUGAUCAACAACGUUUGAUCUUUGCAGGAAAGCAAUUGGAAGACGGAAGAACAUUAUCCGACUACAACAUUCAAAAGGAAUCCACUCUCCACUUGGUCUUGAGAUUGAGAGGAGGUAUGCAAAUCUUCGUUAAAACCUUGACCGGAAAGACUAUUACUCUUGAGGUUGAGUCCAAUGAUACCAUUGAAAACGUUAAAUCCAAGAUUCAAGACAAGGAAGGUAUUCCACCUGAUCAACAACGUUUAAUUUUCGCUGGUAAACAAUUAGAAGACGGAAGAACCCUCUCUGAUUACAACAUUCAAAAGGAAUCCACUCUCCACCUUGUGCUCAGACUCAGAGGUGGUAUGCAAAUUUUCGUCAAGACUUUGACUGGAAAGACCAUCACAUUGGAAGUUGAAUCCAAUGAUACUAUUGAAAAUGUCAAGUCUAAGAUCCAAGAUAAGGAAGGAAUCCCACCUGACCAACAAAGACUUAUCUUUGCAGGAAAGCAGCUCGAAGAUGGUAGAACCUUGUCCGAUUAUAACAUUCAAAAGGAAUCAACCUUGCACUUGGUUUUGAGAUUGAGAGGUGGUAUGCAAAUUUUCGUCAAAACUCUCACUGGUAAAACCAUUACUUUGGAAGUUGAGUCUAACGAUACCAUCGAGAACGUGAAGAGCAAGAUUCAAGACAAGGAAGGUAUUCCUCCAGAUCAACAAAGAUUGAUUUUCGCUGGUAAACAAUUAGAAGACGGAAGAACCCUCUCUGAUUAUAACAUCCAAAAGGAAUCCACUCUCCACCUUGUGUUGAGAUUAAGAGGUGGUUCUAAUUAA
Messenger RNA from Naegleria lovaniensis, 921 nucleotides. RefSeq lists its product as uncharacterized. Gene Ontology annotation, biological process: modification-dependent protein catabolic process; protein ubiquitination. The coding region runs from base 1 to 921 and encodes 306 amino acids. The transcript has a single exon. Gene Ontology annotation, molecular function: protein tag activity; ubiquitin protein ligase binding. Gene Ontology annotation, cellular component: cytoplasm; nucleus. The record is from RefSeq and is a predicted model, not a curated record. NCBI's taxonomy places the organism in Eukaryota, Heterolobosea, Eutetramitea, Acrasida, Naegleriidae.